This is a messenger RNA of Caenorhabditis remanei, 2601 nucleotides long. RefSeq lists its product as uncharacterized. The record is from RefSeq and is a predicted model, not a curated record. Lineage: Eukaryota; Metazoa; Nematoda; Chromadorea; Rhabditida; Rhabditidae. The transcript has 20 exons. Bases 1 to 2601 code for a protein of 866 amino acids. Gene Ontology annotation, cellular component: membrane.
AUGAAUCCUACACUACUGAUAUAUUUGGCCAUAUGUGCCGGUUCAAGUCUGGCUGACUUGGUGUUUGCCCCAUACAAAUCUGCGGAACAAUACAAAUGUGGAAGUUUUAUGGAAGAUCGGAAUGGUAGAAAAGCUGAUGUCGUAUUAAGCUUCUACUACAGUACAAUCGACCAAUUCAUCACUCUGAUAUCAUCACCAUUCCCACAUCAAGAUCUUCUCAACGACAAAGCCCUCACUGGAGAUGUCGACGAACUUCAGUCAUCCGUGGAGAAGAAAUACUGGCAGUGGAUCGAGUGGCAAAAAGGAUGGAUUGCGCUAAGUGUCGGACUUGUGGCAAUCAGUGUUCUGUUUGUUGUGUUCUACGUUUUUUACAAGUUCUGCGUUUGCAUUUGCUCUCGGUCAUCGAAAAAACAAAAUACUGAUGCAAGAUAUGACGGAUGUAAAAGAAGCAUGUGCAAUCUUUUUCUUUUUGCACUCGUCAGUGCUAAUGCAUUCGUUGCAUUCACUCUUCUCAUGACAAGUCAAUAUGCACAAAUUGGAUUGGACAAACUUCCAAACCGUAUGAAUCAGUGUAUUGAUGAUUUGCAGUCGUACAAACGAGACAGUGAUAUGAAAAUCCGAAAACUUCUCAUCGACGACUACCAAGUGCUCAACACCACUAUUACCCGACAAUUGUCAACUGCUGGACAUAAUGUGGUGGAUCGUGUCAAAAAACUGACUGGCGCGCAUGUAAUUGACGUUUUCAUGAACGUUAGCAAAGUGGCGCAAGAGAUGCACGAUGGAUUAGAGUCGGUUCAUGGGAAGGUCAGAUUUUUGAACGAAGAAGGAGCGCGAUUUGAGGCCGAGUUCUCACGAUUACGGAACACGGCUAAUGAAGAGCUCGUCAAGUGUCUGGAGAACGAGCUUGAGCCAGUUAGAAGUAUGUGUGCAAAAGCCGAACGACUUCUCGAGAGUCUCGCUGUCACUCAAUUCAAAAUUGACCAAAAAUUCCUUCCGGACGCCACAGAAAAUGGGCUGUCGGAAAUUGUCAACGCGAAUAUAACUCAAGUGCUCGCAGCGUCAAAUGCUCAAUUCGAGCAACUGGAGAAUCGGAUUCAGCAUGAAAUUGACAGAGAAACACAUUCUGCUCAAAACAUGCUGAAGCAAAUCGGUGAUGACCUAUUUCUUGUAGCAGAGACAAUAUCUACUCAACUUAGAAAAGUUACAUUUGAGACAUUGUACAGCUCCGUCUCCUACAUUUCUGAUCCCAAAAAGACACCAACAAUGAAAUUCAUACAGUACAGUUGGUAUGUUUCGCUAGUUGUUACGAGUCUAUUCAUCUUACUGGCGUUGAUUUUCUUGUUCGGAGUUCUAUAUGGAAUCUGUGGAAGACGACCAACAUACUACAACGAUGACUGUUGUGUUCGAAGCACCGGCGGCAAGUUCUAUGCAUUUGGAAUUUGGGCUUUCCUUCUUAUUUUCAUCUUCUUGGCUGUUGGAACUGCUGUCCUCAUGUUUUCUAUUGGGAACUUCUCCAAUCUUGUGUGCCAGCCUAUGAGAAAUCCCUUGAGUCACCCGGAUUCUUUAUCGCUGGCAGAGAGAUAUAUCAAUCUUUGGAAAGCAAAUCACACACCAGAAAAUGAUAUCGAAGUGACACUUGAAUCAAAAUCACCGGCGGAAGUCAUUAGGGCAUGCUCGAGAAAUGAAACUUUGUACAAUUUCUAUGAUUUCGACAAGAAAUAUCAUCUGAACAAACUGCAGGAUUUUGAAAAGGACGCCUACAACCAGUUGCAAAUUUUCUUGAGGACAACUAUGGAGAAUAUGCCAGAGAUCCGUCCACUUGAUGCUUUCAUUUCAAGAGGUGAACUCAAGGAUUUGGAGAAACUCGCAGCGGUUAACGUGUCGAAAGUCAGCCAGCAGGGACUGAAUGCGAUUAAACACGCCAUGGAUGAGUUGGAUCUGGUUUCCAAAACUCGAGAAUUCGAAGAUUCAUUGGAUGCCAACACCGGACGGCCUAAGGCAGUUACACUCGUUCUUGAGCAAAUCAGAGAACUUGAAGCACAGUUUGCGAAACCACUCAGAAGUCGAUUAGAUGCUCUUUACACCAAUAUUACUUCUUUGGAUGAAAAACUAUCCCAACUCCAAGUCCCAGUAUCCUCUCUUCUAGUGAAACUUCAACACGCGCAAGCUCUACUUGCUGAAAACAUGAAGGAACACUUCGGUAAUGCUGCCAAGGAAGAAUUCCAGCAAAUGGUUAACAACAUCGACCAAUACAUCAAUCAUGUCAAGAAUCAGAUGGAAGGUGAGGUCACGUCUUGCCAACCGUUGACACAAAUUGCCAGACAAACAACAGCUGCCAUUUGUAACUACACCAUCGACCCAUAUAAUGGAACAUGGAUGUGUAUGUUGAUUUGCCUGGUACUACUGGUUCCUAUCGUGAUGAUUUCCAAUUCUCUGAUAGGGCUCUACUCAAAAAUGCACGCAUUCCCAAAAUACAUAGUGGAGCCACCAUCAGAAACACAUCAUAUGUCCUCAUUCAUAACAGACACCUAUGACACUAGGCCAAAACCUGGAUACGCCAACUACACCUACACAGACGAUUACCAACGGAACUAUCGGUGA